Lachancea fermentati is the source of this 846-nucleotide messenger RNA. NCBI's taxonomy places the organism in Eukaryota, Fungi, Ascomycota, Saccharomycetes, Saccharomycetales, Saccharomycetaceae. The record is from the annotation of a GenBank genome assembly.
AUGUCAGCAAUAUGUCAGAGUAAUCCUCUGAAGCAGUUUGUGGCCAAGAGUGAUCAGCUCCGUGCGAGCGGGUUCGGUCAAGUCAGUCGUGCGGUGAACGGCGGGGCAGCUACGGCGCGCGCAAACACGCUGGAGCCUCAGUUUGGCCUUGAUGAAUCGCAGAAUUUGCUGAUGCGUGUGGAGGCGCCCGAAACGAUGCCGCUUGGCGGCAGAGCUGGAGCCAGCGACACCUGGGUGCGUCAGUUUUCGUCAAUGCAGCUUGACGAUCCGCUUGCUUUCAGCAACGAAUACAAAAAUUUUUACGACUCCUACGAGAGACAGCAGCAGCAGCGGCCUGUAGAGACGCACAUGUCCACACGGGAACUACCCAGAGGCAUGUUGGAGCGGCGCAACCUGGUACUCCCCGCGAUGAGCCUUCCUCCGCGCAACAUGGACGGGUACUUCGACGAGGAGUUCGACAAUGUGGAAAAGGAGCUGCAGGACGAGGCUGCGCGUGCAACAAGCCCCCUAGAGCCCAGCGAAAUGGACGUAGACGUGUCCGUGACGCUUGACGAGGAGCAGCAAAAAUUCCAGCAGGCAGCCUCCGACAUAUACUCUUGUCUAGCAUCCAGACCCUCCGCUACGACGGGUUUUUCUUCUUCGAACAACUUUCAAAUGGAGUCGAAGAUGCAGAGAUCCAAGUUUUUGGGUCUGAUGAGAAGCAUAAGUGACGGGGUCGUUACUUUGAAGAAGAAUGAUGGGCAUGAUAAUGCCUACAAUGAACUUUACUCCCCCACUACCGGUGAAGUCGUGGGGAACGAGUACUUCCAUGUGCAAGAAGGAACUCAGGACCGCUCAGGUCACUAG